AUGGUCGCCCCUUGGGUGAAUCCUGUCUCGCCGAAGCAGAUCGAAGAGUCCACGGCUGCGUUGAUGAAGUUCUUUGGCGACUCUCAUACCACGCAGGUAGCCGUUGAGUCAGUGAAGCCCUUUCUUCAAUCUUCGCGAGAGAUCGAGAAUCCCAGGCAUGCCUUGGCAGAGGGUAUCCCUCAGCUGCAGGAGGAGCCAUUCCAGAUGGUAGAUGCGCUUCCCCGACGCUUAGAAAUUGCUUGCGCUGUGAAAAACAAGAUUCGCGCCAUGGCCCUCGAGCCGCAUUUCUCUACUGGAGAGUUUGCCGACCAUCUUCCGGAUGAAUAUCUCAAUUUCUCCUUCACCUUGAUGCAGUUCUCUGUGUUUCUCUGCAUGGACCUGCAACGGCUAGAACAGCUGCACGAAGAUUCCUUAGGACCGUUCUGGUUUGAUCAGCUGCGCCAUAUCGAGGCACUUUUUGGAACCUGUGCGUGCGAAGUUGGGGCCUCUGACGAAGCGUGGAACAUGCUGACCAUGGCCCCAACACAACAUCGCGCUCAACGAAACUAUGUGUUGUGUUAUGCGGAUGUGUCAUUUGCAUUUGAGAAAGUUCGCAUGUACAUGCAAAGAGGAUACUGUAAAUACAUUGAUGAUUAG
Messenger RNA from Verticillium dahliae VdLs.17, 636 nucleotides. RefSeq lists its product as uncharacterized. The coding region runs from base 1 to 636 and encodes 211 amino acids. The transcript has a single exon. NCBI's taxonomy places the organism in Eukaryota, Fungi, Ascomycota, Sordariomycetes, Glomerellales, Plectosphaerellaceae. The record is from RefSeq and is a predicted model, not a curated record.